AUGUUCUUUCUACUCAGAUCCCAGGCAUUAAAGCAUCUUCCACGACCUCCAAUUCUUCGUGGAGCUCUUUUGACAUCUCAAAGCUCUCUGAUCCACUCUCGAAACAUGGCUACCGGUAAUUCCGCCAAAAUCACUGACUGGGUGAACCCCGCAGACAAGUCGGGCGAGUUCAAGCGCCAGCAAUCGGUCUUCCGCAACUGGAUUUCUAGAGAGGCUGGUGCCCAGUUCCCUCCUGAGAAGGGCCGCUACCAUCUUUACGUCUCAUAUGCCUGUCCAUGGGCCCACCGAACUCUGAUUACACGGAAGUUGAAGGGUCUUGAGGACUUUAUCAGUUUCUCCUCGGUGCAUUGGCAUCUCGGCGAACAUGGCUGGCGCUUCGCUACUGCGGAGGAAAACAUUCCAGGAGAGAACACCAUUCCUGACCCUCUGCACCCUGAUUUCACCCACAUCCGUCAAGUCUAUUUCUCCAAUGACCCAGACUACACCGGACGAUUCACCGUCCCAGUGCUGUUCGAUAAGAAAACCAAGCUAAUCGUCAGCAACGAGAGUGCCGAAAUCAUCCGCAUGCUCUACCACGAGUUUGACGAUCUCCUCCCAGAGCAGUUCAAAAAAGUAGACCCCUUCCCCAAGGCCCUACAGGCCGAAAUCGACGCCUCCAACGACUGGAUCUACAAUGACGUCAACAACGGCGUUUACAAGUCCGGCUUUGCAACCAGCCAAGAAGCAUACGAAAAGGCCGUCACGACCCUCUUCACCUCCCUCGACAAAAUCGAGGCUCACCUCGUUAAACAGCAGGCUGCUUCAAAGCCCUACUUCUUCGGCGAUGAGAUCACCGAGGCUGAUAUCAGACUCUUCACUACCAUCAUUCGCUUCGAUCCCGUCUACGUGCAGCACUUCAAGUGCAACCUCAAAGAUAUCCGCUCUGGAUUCCCGGCUAUUCAUCGCUGGGUCAGGAAGCUCUAUUGGGAUGUGCCCGCUUUCCAUGAUACUACUCAAUUCGAGCAUAUCAAGUUCCAUUAUACCAAGAGUCAUAAGCAGAUUAACCCGUUCGGUAUCACGCCCCUGGGACCGGUUCCUGAUAUCCUUCCCAAGGAAGAGGAGGUGGCUGUUGCACAGGUAGCCAAAUAG
Molecule: messenger RNA, 1128 nt
Organism: Penicillium salamii
Lineage: Eukaryota; Fungi; Ascomycota; Eurotiomycetes; Eurotiales; Aspergillaceae
Source: the annotation of a GenBank genome assembly